Messenger RNA from Aricia agestis (brown argus), 2194 nucleotides. Its product is annotated as ATP-binding cassette sub-family G member 1-like. The record is from RefSeq and is a predicted model, not a curated record. Gene Ontology annotation, cellular component: plasma membrane. Bases 280 to 2103 code for a protein of 607 amino acids. Lineage: Eukaryota; Metazoa; Arthropoda; Insecta; Lepidoptera; Lycaenidae. Gene Ontology annotation, molecular function: ATP hydrolysis activity; ATP binding; ABC-type transporter activity. The transcript has 11 exons.
AGGUCGAGGUACAGGAUGUAAACGAGCCAAGGUACCGUUGAAGAAAUCGAUUCGGGCAGAUGACGGACCUUCACCAUUUAGUCGGGUUGUGACAAGUUGAUAUCAGUCGUGAUCUGUCGGAUGGACUUGAUAUAAUCCGAGCAAACUAAGUAGGUCUGCCACCGCCAAUGGAUCAAUUUCUCUGACAGUACUUGUGUCACUUAAAAGACAAGUGUUCAUAUCCGCGCGCUAGCGUAUUAUUGUGGACUGGACAACAUUCGGAUAGUAAAAGUGAGCCAAAUGGAUGUGGAGACAGGAAAGGAUGACUCCAGUGUAGAUGAAGUUAAUCUUAUCAUAUUUACGUACAUCAAGUGCAGGAUCAACAACGUUUUAAGUAAAAAUGUAUUCGCGGGAAAGAAGGACGAUGAAUCUCAGUACCUUCUCAAGGGGGCGUGCGGAGCGAUCAGGCCGGGGCGGCUGGCCUUCAUCCUGGGGCCGUCGGGCGCCGGCAAGACCACACUCUUGAGCAUACUCUCAGGGCGCAAGAAGAAAGGUGUAACAGGAUGUCUUCGAGGCGCCGGCAGCAACGUGGUGCUGGUGCCGCAGCACGCGACCCUCAUCGACAACCUCACCGUCAAGGAGACCCUGGAGUUCGCAGCCGCCCUUAAAAUACCGAGCGCGUCCAGGCUGGAGCGGUAUCGAGCAAUAGACCACGUGUUAAGGCAGCUGGGUAUGAGCGACGCGUACAAGACUCGCGCGGGAAAGCUGUCGGGCGGCGAGAGAAAGCGGCUGACGAUCGCGUGCGAGCUGCUCACCGACCCACAUGUUAUGCUCCUCGACGAACCGACAAGUGGGCUGGACUCAGUGUCAUCGCUGUCAGUUGCCAGCGCCUUACAAGCGGUGGCCCACAGCGGCAAGACGGUGGCCUGCGUCAUCCACCAGCCGUCAUCACAGCUGUUCAACAUGGCCGACGACGUGGUGGUCCUGUCCAACGGCAGGACUCUAUACGCGGGCGCGAUAUCUGACGUCCCCGCCACGUUGGCCAAAUACGGCUUCGUGUGUCCACAGUACUAUAACAUCGCGGACUAUCUUUUGGAAAUCGCUAGCAAAGAAAAUUCACAAAGUCUAUCAUUUUUGGAAAACGAAGCCAAAUCUUACGCCAUAGAAAUGAACAAGGUGUCGUGUAAUCCUGAAGUACUUAAACAAAGAAAUGGAAACGCAGAGAAAUCAGCUGAGGCGGAGGCGUUACUGAAGUCUAAUGUAGAGUACGUGAGCGAGUACACCGCCAACUGGGGACAACAGAUGGCCGCGCUGCUCAAACGAGGGUUCAUAGGCGCGAUGAGAGACGUGCAUCUGACACAGAUAAGGCUGGUGACACACUUCAUAGUGGCGCUGAUGCUGGGCGCGCUGUACAACGGCGCGGGGCAGGCGGCGGAGCGGGUGGUCACCAACACGGCCUGCCUGUUCUUCUUCCUGCUUUUCCUCUUCUUCUCCAACGCUAUGCCUACGAUAAAUACCUUUCCCGUGGAAUCAAAAGUCGUGCUCCGCGAACAUUUGAACAAGUGGUAUUAUUUGUCGACGUACUGUUUCUCCAAGAUUCUCAUCGAUCUGCCAAUUCAGUUGCUGUGCGCGACGGCGUUUGUCCUGCCCGCUUGGUAUUUGACGUCGCAGCCGCUGGAGCCGUUCCGCAUCGGGCUGGCGUGGGGCGUGUGUGCGCUCGUCACCGUCCUCGCCCAGAACUUCGGCCUCGUCGUCGGCGCCUCGUGCGGGGUUAAGCUCGGCCUCUUCGUGGUCCCGGCAGCCAACAUCCCCAUGCUGAUGUUCUCUGGCUUCUUCAUCAAGUACCCGGAAAUACCUUACUACCUCAAGCCCUUCGCUCUCGUCUCGUACUUCCAGUACUCUUUCGACGCCUUCAUCAAGAUAGUCUACGACUUUGGCCGACCUGUUCUACCUUGUCACGAAACGUUUUGCAUGUUCAAGAAACCCCAGGCCUAUUUGAAGUAUCUAGGACUCGACGACAUGGACAUCAAUACGGAUUUCGUGGCUCUGGGCGCAUGGAUUAUUCUGCUCCAAGUUUUACUCGUGUGCGUUCUGAAAUUCCGCGUCUACAAAGCUUGCAGAUAAUGUGUACGGUCUUUAGGUUAUAAAGACCAGGAAGUUAUUUACAUAGUACCAUCGAGGAAGUUGAUUCCUAUGCAAUUGACAGACCAACGUU